Desarmillaria tabescens is the source of this 807-nucleotide messenger RNA. RefSeq lists its product as uncharacterized. Bases 1 to 807 code for a protein of 268 amino acids. The record is from RefSeq and is a predicted model, not a curated record. The transcript is spliced from 7 exons. Lineage: Eukaryota; Fungi; Basidiomycota; Agaricomycetes; Agaricales; Physalacriaceae.
AUGGAGCAACUUCACGUCUCUGUUUCCUUACGUGAAAUGUAUGAAGAAGGCCUUUUGGAGGAUGGUCGCAUCUUGAACGCUUUGUCUCUACCUUGCAGCACUUCAUACAGCGGUCACCUUUACAGUCCGGAGUAUCCUGUCUCGGUGACAAGUUUCUGGUUGGUUGCCAGAAAGGAGCCAUUAGUUACAUUCAUCCAGAUUGUUUUGGUGUCGGUACCAUCAUUGAGGUUCUUUGCAGGCGGAAGUUGUGAUCCAGAGGAAUGGACUGCAGAGGUUGUCUUGCUUGAACCUGGUUCUGCCUUAUGCAGCUACAUGCAUCCCAACACUCACCAUGCAGUGGUGACCCUGGAGAAUUCCAUCGUAAAAGGUCACCAUUUCUACUCCACGGUCACACUCUCGAAAACUGUCUUGGGCUGGGUUCAUACCUGUAUGCUCGGUUAUACUAUUACAAACAUUUUGCAUGUUGAGCUCCAGGAGGUUCUCCUUCGUAUGAUGUGCUACUUUGGUGCAGUGAUCAGUGAUCAAGGACCUGAAAAUCAUGACACAGAUAUUCCCACCAUGACAAGAGAUGGACCUCUUGACUUCAUUGCGUUAGGAAAUCUCUGUCUAUUUGCACCUGCCUUGCCAAUAUUUUUGGUUCGGCCCAAAAUGGCUGAAGUCCUACAAUCUGAUGCCCUGGAGGAUUGGUCGGAAACCGUCGACUAUGAUUGUCUGAUGGUGAAGAAGAGGGACCCUAAGGACGAAGAAGACUACCCCCCAACCAAUGUUUCAAACAUAAAUGAUGGGAUUCAAGUGGCAUGGAUAUGA